GCAGCAGGAGCAGGAGCGGCGGCGGCUUACAGCCUUAACGACAGCAACAGCAACACAUAUGCAUACAUGUAAAGAGGAGCAGCGGCUGGAGGAGCAGCGGCCGUGAUCCAAACCAACUCCAUCUCCACCUGUUUUUAUUUUUUAGAACUUUUUUCUUCCCUGAAUUAUCGGAGAGGAUGUUUGCGUUCCGGCUCAACAAGUCUCUUCUGUUUUUCACACAGUAACUGUGGAUGGCUGCGGAAUGGAGAUAGCCUUGGUGAGUUUUGAGAACGGCGGCGCUAAAGGGAGCGGUGGUGGUGGAGGAGGAGGAGGUGGAGGCAACAAUGCCGAGGAGAGCUGCCGGAACGCGCUGGAUGUCCCUCAGUCGGGCUUCGUUCAAACUGGACUUGGAGAGGACUACAGUAAAGAGCUGAAUACCCGGGGAAGUCCUCAGCAGCAGCAGCACCAUCCUCCUCCUCAUCAUCAUCAGCAGCAGCAGAGCUCCUGGAAAAUCAACGACAUGAACAACACUUUCAGCUGCAGCGAGAACGCCAUGGAUGCGCUUUUACGCGCGGACCACAGUCCCCAUCUGUUCGACGAGGACAUGCUGGACAUGGACAUGGACACAGAGAGCAACGAGAGGGUGCUCAUCAACAUAGCCGGGCUGAGGUACGAGACCCAGCUGGGCACCCUGAACCAGUUCCCUGAUACUUUACUGGGAGACCCCGCCAAGAGGAUAAAAUACUUCGACCCGCUCCGGAACGAGUACUUCUUCGACCGCAACAGACCGAGUUUUGACGGGAUUUUGUAUUUCUAUCAGUCAGGAGGGAAGAUCCGGAGACCUGUCAAUGUGUCGAUCGAUGUGUUCGCGGAUGAGAUUAGGUUUUAUCAGCUGGGGGAGGAGGCCAUGGAGAGGUUCCGUGAGGAUGAGGGGUUUAUAAAAGAGGAGGAAAAGCCGCUGCCUCAGAAUGAGUUUCAGAAGCAGGUCUGGCUCAUAUUUGAGUAUCCGGAGAGCUCCAGUCCGGCUCGGGGCAUCGCCAUCGUGUCUGUGAUUGUCAUCACCAUAUCCAUCAUCACCUUCUGCCUGGAGACGCUGCCAGAGUUCAGGGAUGAGAGGGAGCUGCCGGUCAACAGCCGGCUGGACAACAGCACCGCGCCCCGGCCGUCCCUCACCUUCACCGACCCCUUCUUCAUCAUCGAGACCACAUGCGUCAUCUGGUUCACUUUCGAGCUCUUCGUGCGCUUCUUCGCGUGCCCCAGUAAGUCGGAGUUCUCCAAGACCGUCAUGAACAUCAUCGACAUCAUGUCCAUCAUGCCUUACUUCAUCACAGUGGGCACGGAGCUGGCGGAGCAGCAGGGCCAGGAGCACCAGAACGGGCAGCAGGCCAUGUCUCUGGCCAUCCUGAGGGUCAUCCGCCUGGUCCGGGUCUUCCGGAUCUUCAAGCUCUCCAGACACUCCAAGGGGCUCCAGAUCCUGGGGCAGACUCUUAAAGCCAGCAUGCGGGAGCUCGGCCUCCUCAUCUUCUUCCUCUUCAUCGGAGUCAUCCUCUUCUCCAGCGCCGUGUACUUUGCAGAGGCGGACGAGCCGGAGUCUCACUUCUCCAGCAUCCCGGAUGCCUUCUGGUGGGCCGUGGUCACCAUGACGACCGUCGGCUACGGUGACAUGAGGCCGGUGACGGUCGGAGGGAAGAUCGUGGGCUCUCUGUGCGCCAUCGCCGGCGUGCUCACCAUCGCGCUGCCCGUGCCCGUCAUCGUGUCCAACUUCAACUACUUCUAUCACAGAGAGACGGACCAGGACCAGUCCUCCCUGAAGGACGAGCCCAACAGCGGCAGAGCGAGUCCCGAACUGAAGCGCAAAGGGAGCAAAUCAUCAAACAAGUCUCAGCAGGACGUGGAGAACAACGACGGGGGCGCAUCUGUGGAGAAGGCGAAUAUCAAAGCGAACAGCAGCAUGGACUUCAAGAGAUCCCUUUACGCUUUUUGCUUGGACACGCGGGAGACAGACCUGUAGUCCUGCUGUCCUCACUUUAUUAUAAAAAACUAUUAAAGCCCAUAGUUGUUUAGAGCAAACCCCCAUUAAUGGGCUCUUAAGUCUUUGCACAUAGCAGUUGGAGGAUCAACACAUUGCAAUCCUGAAAAGUUUUAAGAGCGACGGGGUUGAUUUAUAAAAAGCACAUUUUAAUCCCUCUCAUCUGGGGAGCACAUCCAUCAGAGGAAAAACUGUUUUGAACAAACCACAGUGCAUGUGAUGCAACACAGUGGCCCUUUAAAGCAGGAACACCUAAAGAACAUUGAAUGAAACUCAUGGAUCAAUCAAAACAGGACAUGUGCUGCAGAUAAUCACGAGCAGGACUUGGAAUAAUUACUUGACAUCGCAAGAGGAUUAACAGGACCAAGCAGACUCUUGUACAUAAUGUAGGAAGCAGUCCAUGUUCAGUAGUGCAACAACUGAAAAACAAGCCAAAUUUUAUUUUUUCGUACCUUCCCUACAGUUAGUCGUUAUGUUUACGCUGAAAAGUUGCAGCAGAUGUGUACAUAUUUCCCACAAGCCUACUCUUUAUGAAUCAGAUUAUGGUGUUAUCGUAGAUCUGGAGUAAAAACAAGUAUAUUUUUGAGACGCAGACACCUGUUUUUCCUCCGCUCAGGUUCUGUCAGAGAAGUGAGAUACUUUACCCUUUUUUUCUAAAUGAGAGCUGAUUCACUCAGAGGACCUGAAGAGAUUUUUAGCCUUGUUUAUGAUCAUUUCAAACUAAAGAACAUUUUUGAAUUUUUUUUUAAAAAAAGGACAAAAUGUGGAAGUAAACUGAGGGAAUGACAGCUAAGAAAAGAGGACAGAGCAGAGACCAUCUGGGGAGAUCAAGCAACACAGAUACCAGAGAAUUGACGCCCUGCCCUCCAAUCAUCAGGAGAGUCGAUCCGCCCACAGGAACCCCCUCCACCAGGACACACACACAAACUGCUGCUGCUGUGCUUCAAGAAACAGCAUCUGCCGCCCUUUUUUUGGAACUCUGUGCCUUCAACCAAAAUUCACCAGUGAUACUUCUGAAGCUUUUUUUUUUUUUUUGAGCAGGACUCAGUGGAUUUACCUGCCUGAUGUGGGAGGGCCUGGAAUCGUGCUGCUGCUCUCACACUUUUUGUCUCUGGAGUUAAAAAGAAAACCUAUCGAGGACAUGCAGCUUCUGAUCAUUUUAACGUCCUUACGUGUUUUUUUUUGUUUGUUUGUUUUUGGUUUGUUUUUCUACAAAUUGUGUCAGUGAUUUACUUCGUAUCGGAAGAAAUCCCUCGCUGUGCAAUAUCAGUCCAUAUUUAUGUGAAGUUGUCAUGUGGAUGUAGACUUUGGACGAACUUUUUGGUUUAUUUUUGUAACGAUGUUUUCCUGAUUUCUAUUUUUCUAAAACGAUGACGGUGUAAAGACAGAUGAGUGAGGAGGAAAAAAAAAUCAUCUGAACACAUUUCAAGGGAGAGAGGACGUUUGGUUGUUGCUGAAUUUGUCCAAGUUUAGUUUUCCUCGACUGCACCCCCUCCUGCUCUGACUAGAGCCAAAGCCAUAGCCUAACUCAGAUAACAACACACCAGUGUCCCCAACAGCAAGAUGCAUUCAGGGUCUCACAUCGGGGGCCGACACCACAGGCUCCUCUCGUCAGCUCAUCUUAGCUGUUGGAUUUUAUGAGCGAUGUUUUGGUUUCUACUGUUUGUUCAGGGGCUUGAAUCUGAAGUAUUUAGUAUUUCUCUACCUUUGUGUGGCCUGUUCUUCUUGCUGUUAUUUUGUACUUCCUCCUACAUAUCAAUCAAGCAACUAUAAGUGGCAUGAGUAUGUGUGUCAGUGAGAACAAUGAGUGAGUGUGUUCGCCAGAAUGGGAGCUGAAAUACUGUGAAUUCUCAAAUAAAAGCAGAAUAAUGGCCAUAUAUCCUGUGACUGAAAGGCUGGAAAUGAAGGAAAGGGAGAAAGAGUUUAAAAAUUUAGCAGUGGUAAGAAAUGCCAGUUUGAUUAGUUAGUCAGAUGCUGUUAUCUGGUCUCCAGCAGUUUGAUGUUUGGCCCUAAGUCACAUGUUUUCUGCCCCUCUGAAGAUUAAGGAAGAUUUUUCUUUAACAGGAUUAAAGCUGGAAAAGGCAAAAUACCCCCUCCUCCUGCAGCUCUCUACCCUCCGGCACACAGUUCAUUCACUCAACCCCUCCUUGCUCCACUCUCUUUUGAUCAGACCACAAGAGUAUCUUUUUACACUGCCUGUUCAGGGGAUUUAAAAUGCAAAAGAGGAAUAAAGAAGGGAGUUUGUAGCGGCCCUGUAGCGAGAUCUGUUUAAAAGUGCUAAGAAUUAGCUGCUAGCCACUCCGCUCCACUCUGGUCCCUCCGCCUCACUCCCCACCACUGUGGACUGCUUCACUGGGAGGAGAGCAGACAGCAGCUUGGGAGACGGACCUUCGAUGGCCGGCUGUAGUGGGUAGCAUUCAGCCAGUGCUGGGUGUCACAGUGGGCUUGUGGUCAGCGGCAGCACUAGGUCUAAUCCUUGUAAUGGCAGCAACAGAAAGUUUGCUGAUACGGCAGCGAGUGGGGCUGUCCCCGGAGCUGGGGUUUGCAGUGGCUGGAUUCAGGUUACUGCAACCGAUGACUGGGGGUCAGUCACCAGAGCUGCUGCUCACUCUUCUCCCUGCGAGGUGGUCUGUAGUGGCGGGGAGUGAGGUGGAGGACAAACUGUGAUUUGAGGUUCUAGCUAACGUUGGCUACAAAACAACGUUUUGACAGACGGAGCCCUCUGUCUGUACCCUGCAUUCAUUUCAUGGCUAUCUGUGUACGUUUUCUGAAAGCUUACAGAUGAGACAAAACACAGCAACACUGCAGGAAAUCAUGGGGGCAGUGUAGCAUAGCUUCAGUGAGACAACUGUAGGACAGAAGGAAGACAUUUCCAAAAAUUAAUUGGAAUGAAUCGUAAUAGUCAAAAGAAUUCUCCAUCCAUGUGUUGCAAUGUAUUUGAUUCUGAAAGCUCAAAUAUAUUUAGCUUUGGGAAACAAUAGUACUAAUUAAAUCCCAGUUUAAUGGUUUAUUUCUCAAUUUUAACUGUCACAUGAUCAAUUCUGCAGUCUUCCUGCCGUCUUGACAGAUGUCAUGGACUUUCGCAAGUCAAAGAUUUCCUAUCUUUACCAUUUAUCCAAUAUGAUGUUAAUGCAGCAUUAGCCCCGCUAAUAGUUUGUUAGAUUUGUGCCUUGUUAGUGGAUGUCAGGUUGGUAGCAGCUAAGCUACUGAUGGAUCUGUUCUUCUAAUGGUGAGAAAAAGGAUGGAAACACGAGACUUUCGGUAACAAGAUAAUGUGAAGAAAAUGUAGGAACAAAGAUUGAUCUAAAAGUUUAAGUGUCUUGUUAUGAAAAAUACAUUUCUGUAUAUGUUUCACACUGUAAGUCUUAUCAGGGAAAUGAAGAGACUGUGGACCCUGAACAUCUGGAAGGCUUGUAAUGUGAAACAGAGGACAGAGGAAGUUAACAGAUCAGGAACGAGGGAUGCUUCAGAACAAAUAUGAUUGAAUUUACUUUCAAAAACAGACUUUAUUCAGAAUAAUUUCCUCUUUCUACCAGAAACUUGGGCCGCUGUUUGAGAAUUUACAGUAUUUCCUGUUUUAUUGUUUUGAUCCUGUUUUCUGCAGUAGGUGAAAUGUGUUCUGUGUAUCCUUGAAGCUGCUAUCCCUGUACUGUGUAGAUCGGAGAUGUCCAGCCUUAUCCCUGAACUCCUGCAAACAUCCUCCAUUAGUGCUCCAUAUACCUCACACACUAACACACUUUCAUCAAGAACUCAAUUAAACACAUCAGAGCUUCAGUUUGUGCCUUUCAGGGAAUCGUCCUUUUCAUGUUUAAGAAUUGAUUUUCAUCCAAAAAGACUCUUUUGAAAUUGUACAGUAGAUUUAUUUAACAUGUUUUACAGGGUGCAUCUGUAACAAAGAUGUUAACGACUGUAGAGGAGAUACAACAGGCUAUAAAGUAUGUGGAGACGUGAUGGUUGAACAUGUUUUGAUUUUGGGACCUGGCUGCAGAGAUUUCCUGUCAUCAGGAUGCACAUUCAAAAAUUCCCUGCAGGUGCCAGGUAACAAUUAUCUUCAAAAACAAACAAACAAACAAACAAAACCCCACAAUGCCAUCCUGCUCCCAGUUCUUUUAUUCUGUUUUGAAAUGUCAGUGAUUCGAACACACCUGAGGAAGAUCAUUUGUGCUUCAAACCAGUGGUGAACUAACAGCAACGAAGGCCUUCUGCUGUGUUGCCGUGUCUCAACCAAAAAGACUACAGUUGACGGUCAACCAGCACGUACGUUCUGCACCCGCAUGAGAGGAAAUAACUCUACACCAGCAGACGGUGGUCGUCUGUAAUCAUCUUUCAUAAAGGGAAUCUGGAGGACGGUCUUGACGCUAGUUAGUUGGCUAGCAUGUUAACAACACAAUCAACAUUGAAAGAACAGAGCAUGCGUAAGUGUGCCAGUGAAUAAUGUGAACCAUCAGGACACGUUUCUGCUAAAGAGCUCAAUAGAUAAAGCAAAAUUAUUUUAUGCUGUGUUUAAGCCGGGUGCAAAUAAAACAAUUCACAUGACUGAAUUUCAUGAAAGUCAAAAGACGUGAUUAGACGCAAAUUCCUGUUUGGCAGUGCGAUGGACGUGACUCAGAAAUGCAAAUUAAGUAGCGCAAUUUAGAGUCAUGCAUUUUGGCGAGAGUUGCAAGUCAACACAAUAUUCUAGGGCUCAAACUUGCACGACAUAAAGGCCUUUGCACACUGAGUCAGUUUUUUUUUUUUACCUGAAAUUGUUGCACGUAUAAAAAUAACUUCACCUUGUGUCAGUCACGUUUGCACACUGAGUCUGAAACUUUCGUGCAUCCUCAGUGUGCAAAAGCCUUAACGUGACACGACCAUUUGCAUCAUGUUUGGUGUGAACACAUUACUUUGUGUAACAAGUUUGUUUUGGUCUCAGUCCCUCUGGACUUUAGCUGUCCGUUCAUGUUCCUCACUACUGUUUCUCUUAUGUGCUGAGGGCCCAACAGUCGAUCGUCGGCAUGGUGUGUCAUGGUGGAGGCUGUGGGUUGCUUUUUAUUUAAACAUCCAUAUACAUAAAGAUGGAUGACGUGUCUCCACUUCCUCCCAUUGUACAAAAAUGAAGCCAAAAUAUUGCUUGGUUUUGUUUGUUUGUCAGCAGGAUUGUGGGAAAACUGGCCCAAAUUUCAUGAAACUUGGUGUAAGGACGUAGCUACGUCAAAGGAAGGACCUGUUAAAUUAUGUGGCGUAUCUGAAUCAGGGGUCGGAUACAUAAAUUAUUUUUCACUGUCAUUACCAUUAUCGGGCAUUUUGGUCUAGUUAAAGAGUCCAGCUGUUUUACUUCUGUCACCGAACAGAACUUGUAAUACACAAACUCUGAUUUCAUCUGAGGCAUAAACUGAAGCUCCUGGUCCACCAUCAAAUUAAACAUUUUGCAGAAUUUUUGAACAUUUCUUGAAAAGCGACUGUUUCUUUUCUUUUUAAAUGCAUGGUUCUGACUGAACACAGCCCCACAUUCAUAUCCACCCAGGGACGUUGUGUUCUGCCAACAGUAGUGGAGGUAGUUUCCUUCUGUGUGGAGUCCGUAGACUUUGCUGCCUGUGAGUGUGAAUCAUCCGUGAAGCGGACCUUCUGACUGACACCAUUCCCCAAAACAAACGCUGCCAAAUUGGUCUGAAUAAGCCAAAAGUCUGACGUUCUCUGUGUAUAAGUGGUUUAAGUGUAUCACAUGUUAAACCUCAUCCCGUUAAUGUUACAUUGUGUUUUUAACAGAAAAGAAUCCUGUUUGUUAAAUUGUUAAUAAUAUAUGCAGAAGAGUUAUGAAAUAAACUGAAACACUCA
Molecule: messenger RNA, 7822 nt
Organism: Epinephelus lanceolatus (giant grouper)
Lineage: Eukaryota; Metazoa; Chordata; Actinopteri; Perciformes; Serranidae
Product: potassium voltage-gated channel subfamily A member 10
Biological process (GO): potassium ion transmembrane transport; action potential; protein homooligomerization
Cellular component (GO): voltage-gated potassium channel complex; membrane; intercalated disc
Molecular function (GO): delayed rectifier potassium channel activity; protein binding
Source: RefSeq, a predicted model, not a curated record